Seriola dumerili (greater amberjack) is the source of this 2354-nucleotide messenger RNA. RefSeq names its product centrosomal protein 76 (gene cep76). The transcript is spliced from 13 exons. The coding region runs from base 154 to 2145 and encodes 663 amino acids. The record is from RefSeq and is a predicted model, not a curated record. NCBI's taxonomy places the organism in Eukaryota, Metazoa, Chordata, Actinopteri, Carangiformes, Carangidae.
UGUCAGGAUGAAGGAUUUGCUGUGUGACAAACGACUAACGUAUACAAAGAUCAAAUAUAGCGAAAAUAAGACAAACGUAGCUGUUUAUUGUUCCUGAUAGCACCAUAUCGCCAGCUGGUUGGGUUUAAAGCUGGUCAGAGGUCGUCAGCUACAAUGUCUCUGCCUCCAGAGAAAGCCUCCGAGCUGAAGCAAAUCAUUCACAACCAUCUGCUCAAGAUGGAUAUCCAUGGGAAAAUCCGAGAGGUGCUGGCUGAGACUGUGAGGGAUGAUCAAGGCCCAGCACAUCGAUCUCUGUCGGAGGCAGAUUUUCUCCGUGCUUUGCAGUGCAGGGGUAUCAUAGACGAUGUGAUGAAGGACCUACACUUUACCCAGGGAGCAGCCACAGACGCAGAAACAGGAUCUCCUCCAAAGCCUGCUACUCACUUUGUUGACAAAGAUAUUACUCAUCUGAAGAAAUCCAAUAUUGACCCAUCGAGGCGGUGCCUGUAUCUGCAAGUGCUUGGAGGUAAGGCCUUUCUGGAGCACCUCCAGGAGCCGGAGCCUUUACCUGGUCAGGUGUGCUCCACGUUCACACUCUACUUGCACUUCCGCAACCAGAGGUUUCGCUCAAAGCCAGUGCCCUGUGCCUGUGAACCCAACCUGGAGGAGGGCUUCCUCUUAGAGAUUCACAAAGAUGGCAUAGGAGAGGGCAGUAAAAUGGCAGAUGCAACCACCAUGCUGUCUAUGUGUGACCCGGUUCACUUGGUCCUGAUCAAGACGGACACCUCCAGUGAGACGACGCUGGUCUCAUCCUACUUCCUGGACUGGAGGACAGUCCUCAGCUCGCCUAGUGGAAAGACCUGCUUUGCUGUAGAGCUGAUGGGAGUUGGAAGUGAGUGUAAAGUCCCAGCAGGUGUUUUGACAGUCAGUCUGGAGCUCUACCCUCCUCUCACAGAGACUCUGAGCAGUGACAUCAUCAGCACACAGCAAUCACUGGAGAGGCAGAGGACGGCAGAGAAGGAGAGGCUCUUCUUGGUUUAUGCCAAACAGUGGUGGAGGGAAUUCCUGGAGAUCCGACCGUCACAUCAGUCCAAAAUGGUCAAGAUAUUUGCUCAGGAUGAGAAUGGCAUCAGCAGACCAGUGUGUUCCUAUGUGCGUGUCCUCCGGGCGGGCCGCCUGCUGGAGAGUCCUCGCCAGGCGGCCCGCUUCGUCAGCCUGCUGGCCCACGAGAAGGCCCCGGUGGUGGGAGGAGGAGGAAGCAAGCAGGAGCAGUGGUGCACGUUAAUGGCUUUCCUGUGCAGAGGGAAGGGAGACUGUGAAGACCACGCCACCCUGCUGUGCAGCCUCCUGCUGGGCUUUGGCCUGGAUGCAUAUGUGUGUGUGGGCACCAAAGCCAAGGGUGUGCCACACACCUGGGUCCUGACCCGCGGCACUGAUGGGAGCAUUACAUUCUGGGAGAGCCUGGCUGCACACAGAUACCUCCACAAGGCCAUAGACCCAGAUGCCCCGCCCCUGGCCCCCCAGCCCAAACACUCGUCCCCCUACCGCACUGUGGGCUGCGUCUUCAACCACCAGACCUUCUUGGCCAACUGCCAGCCAUCCGAUGCUGUGGAGAUUUGUGUCUUUGACUUCCAGAAUCAGUCUCGGUGGAAGGCGAUGAGUGAAGAGGCUCUGAAGUCUGUGUGUGCCCCAGGCUCUAUCACCUCUUUGCCCCUUCUGCCUCCGCUCUGUGCCCCAUCUCUGGAUCCUGCUGCGUCCAGCAACCAGCUGGAGCUGGAGAUGCGCUACCUGGUUUCUGAGCACAGGAAGGAUCUGGAUCUGGCAACAGUCUGGGACGACCACUUGUCCUACCUGCUCUCCUCCGCCUUAUCAGCCUAUGAGCUGGAGCGCUGCACCGGGGUGUCCUGUGGCAACGAGGAGUUCCAGGACGCAGUGAGGAGGGCAGUGCCAGACGGACACACCUUCAAGGGCUUCCCCAUACACUUCUUACACCGCAGUGCUCGCAGAGCCUUUGCCACCUGCCUCAAGUCUCCAUUCUGCCAGGAAAUAGUUUGUUGUCGUGGCGACCAUGUAAGGCUGGCAGUCCGAGUCCGGGUGUUUGUGUAUCCAGAGAAUGCGUGUGCAGUGUGGCUCAUGUUUGCAUGUAAAUAUCGCUCUGUACUCUGAGCUACAGAGAGAUGGUAGCUACCAGCUAAUGUUGCCCAUCGGCAGGCGUGUUUUUAUAAUAUAUAUUUGUGCACACACUUUGCAUUAGAAAACCUGCAUCCAUGAUAAGACUGUUGUUUUUAGUGAUAGAGACAUUUUUAACAGAUGUUUGUGACUUUUAUCUCUACUCUGGUGCUUAGACCUUUAUUUUGUAGUCCGGUAGACUCAUC